GAAGGCUUAAAUCCUGUCGUUUGUAUUUUAAGGACCACUUGGGUGAGUGGUCAUCCCGGUAUGCUUUGUUAGAUCUACUGCUUUGGAAAGUGAGGUGUAACCUGAGAGUAAUGUUCAAAACCAUUCACUGACGGAAAAAAAGGGUUCAUGAUGGUUCGAAGUGGGAAAAAUGGUGAUCUUCAUCUUAAGCAGAUUGCAUAUUAUAAACGAACAGGUGAAUAUCAUUCAACUACACUGCCAAGCGAGAGAAGUGGCAUAAGAAGAGCAGCAAAAAAAUUUGUAUUCAAAGAGAAAAAGCUAUUUUAUGUUGGAAAAGAAAGAAAACAAAAUCGUUUGGUAAUUGUUUCUGAUGAAGAAAAAAAGAAAGCCCUAAGAGAAUGCCACGAGAAUGACACAGGAGUCCAUCAUGGCAUAUCCAGAACCCUUACUCUAGUGGAAUCCAGUUACUACUGGACUUCUGUGACCAAUGAUGUCAAACAGUGGGUAUAUGCUUGUCAGCAUUGCCAAGUGGCAAAAAAUGCAGUUAUUCUAGCACCUAAACAGCACAUUCUCAAGGUGGAAAAUCCAUGGAAUGUAAUUACAGUUGAUCUGAUGGGACCUUUUCAUAAAAGCCACCGAAGUCAUGAAUAUGCUAUAAUCAUGACAGAUUUAUUCACAAAGUGGGUUGUGCUUUUACCCCUCCAUGAUACUUCAGCAUCAGAAAUUUCGAAAGCCAUUCUCAAUGUAAUUUUCUUGUAUGGACUUCCUCAGAAAAUAAUAAUGGAUCAAUGUGAUGAAUUCAUUCAACAGAUCAAUAUUGAGCUGUAUGGAUUGUUUGGUACAAAACAGAUUAUAAUUUCUCAUGGCUCUGGAACUAUUAACCCAUCUGAAAGUACACCAAGCACAAUCAAAACCUUUCUCUCCAGACACUGUACUGAGCACCCGAACAGCUGGGAUGAACACCUGCCAACUGUUUCAUUUGCUUUCAAUAUCACUCACUUGGAACCUACUAAAAAUACACCAUAUUUUCAAAUGUUUAAUCGAAAUCCUAAUAUGCCAGAAACUUCAAAUGGUCUUCAUGAAAUGGAUGAUGAUAAUGCAAGUACAUUUUCCAGAAUUCUAGAUGCAAUUAAAGAAGUGGAAGCUAAUAAAAUAAUGGAGAAUAAGACUGCAUCUGUGGGCCAGAUAAAGGACAACAAUUUGGAUGAACUGAAUAAAAACAAGAUUAUUGUUAAAAAGAAACCAAAGCAGUUAAAUCCAUUUCAUUUAAAAGUGGGUCAUGAAGUUUUAAGACAAAGGAAAAACUGGUGGAAGGAUGGUCGUUUUCAGUCUGAAUGGGUUGGUCCUUGUGUCAUAGACUAUAUUACAGAAAAUGGGUGUGCUGUCCUGAGAGACAAUACUGGGACUAGACUCAAAAGGCCUAUCAAAAUGUCCCAUCUUAAGCCUUAUGUAAGAGAGUCCAAUGAACAAGAUAGUCUUUAUCUCUUGCAAGGUUCAGUAGUGGCAGAUCAUGACUACAUUGGAUUGCCUGAAAUUCCAGUUGGAGCGUAUCAAGCAAAUAUACUUGUAGAAGAUACAACUAUUGGUGUAGUUGAGAAUGAACUGCUGACAUCAAGCAAGGAUCGUGAACUAUUAGAAUAUACAAAUUCCAAAAUCUCACCAUUGAUAGAAGAUCAUGGUACUCUUGACAAACAGACUUUCAGUCUGUUGGACUCUUCAAACCAAGUUCUUGAGUACUUAAGUUAGUAAAUACCAAAAUUAAUUUAAAGUGUUGGCUUAGAUUGUAUAAGUCCAUAUGAUCUUCAUAUUUUCUCUACUAAAAUAUGUUAUAUAGAUGUGUCUUAAUAUACUCCUAGUGACUAAAUCAUAUAAGUUUAUAAAUAAUUCAUCUAAAAUUGUAAUGCAUUGGAAUAUCAGAGUAUAUGUAUACAUAUUUAUAAAUAUGCGUAUGUAUAUUUGAA
Dipodomys spectabilis (banner-tailed kangaroo rat) is the source of this 1940-nucleotide messenger RNA. It is a transcript of the gene Gin1, whose product is annotated as gypsy retrotransposon integrase 1. Gene Ontology annotation, molecular function: nucleic acid binding. The coding region runs from base 148 to 1725 and encodes 525 amino acids. Gene Ontology annotation, biological process: DNA integration. The record is from RefSeq and is a predicted model, not a curated record. The transcript has 8 exons. NCBI's taxonomy places the organism in Eukaryota, Metazoa, Chordata, Mammalia, Rodentia, Heteromyidae.